CCGUCGGCGCCGCCAGCUUCGUCGUGCCGCUGUACCUCGCCGAGCUGUCGCCGGCCGCCAUCCGGGGCCGGCUGGUGACCAUGAACGUCAUCUUCAUCACCCUCGGCCAGGUGGCCGCCUACGUGAUCGGCUGGCUGCUCGGCGAGUACGGCAAGGAAGGGACGGCGUGGAGGUGGAUGGUGGGCCUGGGCGCGGUGCCUGCGGUCGUUCAGGCCGUCGUGAUGGCGGUCAUGCCCGAGACGCCGCGGUGGCUGGUCAUGGGGGGGAGGGUCAGGGAGGCCCGGAGGGUGGUCGAGAAGGUGCACGGGGGCAAGGGGCCGGUGGUGGAUGCCACGGUGAAGGGGAUCGAGGUGGAGGUGAGGGAGGAGAGCGAGGCGAGGAGGCUGAGAGGGGCGAGGAAUGCCGGCGGGACGAGCUGGUUGCCCGAUGCGGUUGCCGAGCUGGUGGUGGUGAGGCGGAACCGCAGGGCCCUGGCGAUUGCUUGCUUACUCCAGGGGCUACAGCAGUUGUGCGGAUUCGUGAGUGCCCACGAGCUCCCGCCCGGCGGUGUGUGUUGGUUUCCGCUGAUCUGACCAGGCAUGACAGAACUCGCUCAUGUACUUCUCGGCGACCAUCUUUACGAUGCUCGGCUUCCCGAUCCCGACUCUCACCUCGCUGGUCGUGGCCGUCACCAACUUCAUCUUCACCCUGGCAGCGCUCUUUCUGAUCGAUCGCAUCGGGAGACGGCGCAUCCUGCUCUGGUCCGUCCCGGUCAUGGCCGCGGGGCUCCUCCUCGCCGCGUGGGGUUUCUCCUUCAUCGACAUAGCCGCGACGGACGCGGCCGACGACGCUCCCUCCCAACCCCCUCCGGCCCGGGGGGCGGCCGUCACGAUCCUCAUCAGCUUCAUGAUGUACGUGGCCGGCUACGCCAUGGGGCUCGGAAACGUGCCGUGGAUGCAGAGCGAGCUGUUUGCGCUCAACGUGCGGUCGCUUGGGAGCGGCAUUGCCACGGCAACCAACUGGGGGGCAAAUUUUGUCAUAGGGCUGACCUUCCUGCUGCUCAUGGAGGCCCUCACUCCAUCGUGGACGUUUGUGCUGUAUGCGGCAAUAUGCGCCGUCGGAACCGGCCUGAUCUGGAAGUUCUAUCCCGAGACGGCAGGGCUGAGCCUGGAAGAGGCGGCCAGCUUGUUGGAGGACGACAACUGGGGCGUGCGGUGAUCGGGUUGCAAGAGACGCGUGUGGGACGUGCGUCUCUUGGUGGAUACGGGAAUGUUCGUGAUGCAUCCACUGUGUGCGGAUUCGCUAUGGUAAGGCUUAAGCUUUCCAGUGCGGCGACUUGCUGGAUCGGCAUGUUCGAGGCAGGCUGGGGCGGAAACGAAAGAGAGCAAACAAGGGUAUCCUCGGGCAGAAACGGCAAUUCGCGGCUGGGGCAAAAAUUUCACAAGAGAUAAGUUGCAGCAACUACUGUAGUAAGGGAUCAGUAAGUUACAAGUAAAAAUCUGGACCUUCUAAUAAUACCAAGUAAGAGUUCUUGGCAACCCGCUGUUGGGCUGCGAUGGG
This is a messenger RNA of Thermothelomyces thermophilus ATCC 42464, 1539 nucleotides long. RefSeq lists its product as uncharacterized. Gene Ontology annotation, biological process: transmembrane transport. NCBI's taxonomy places the organism in Eukaryota, Fungi, Ascomycota, Sordariomycetes, Sordariales, Chaetomiaceae. Bases 595 to 1197 code for a protein of 200 amino acids. The transcript has a single exon. Gene Ontology annotation, molecular function: myo-inositol:proton symporter activity. The record is from RefSeq and is a predicted model, not a curated record. Gene Ontology annotation, cellular component: membrane.